Symbiodinium sp. CCMP2456 is the source of this 1581-nucleotide messenger RNA. The record is from the annotation of a GenBank genome assembly. Lineage: Eukaryota; Dinophyceae; Suessiales; Symbiodiniaceae.
AUGUGGUGCUCGGUGAGCCUGCUGUCGGUGUCGCUCCUUCACCCAGCACUGGGCUGCAACGGCAACGGUGACUUCUGCAACCUUCCUUUCACCAAGUACACCUUCGCUGGCACCCACAAUUCCAAUGCGUACGACUUGGAUCUUCCAGAUCUCAUCAAGGAGGACAUACCUUUAGUGGAUGUCAACAACAUUUUGAAAGGCUACUAUGAGAAUCAUGACCUGGACCUCAGGCAGCAGCUAAUGUUCGGCAUUCGCGCCUUCAUGGUGGAUCUUUGCGACCCUCCAGACACACCAGGUGCUGGUCCUUUCGUGAACUGCCAUGGACCAACGGGCCAAGCAGCUGUCCGAGGGAAGUUCGAAGAUGACCUGGACUCUGUCACUGAGUGGAUAAACCUACACCCGCGUGAGCUGAUCGUUCUCUCACCUGACAACAUUCCAGGGGGCGCAGGGACUCGCUGGGAAGAGCUCAUGAAGACCAAGUUUGGCGGGCUUGGCACAGGCUCGCCCUGCGUGGAGAUCGAUGGGACGACAGAUGUAUCGUCCAUGUCUGCACGUUCCGCGGUGUCAUGUGCUUUGAUCAGAGACGUCCCCAACGACAACGUCACGAUGGGUGCACUGGUGGAUCUCAACCUACGGGUGGUGGUCUGGCCGGUGAACUGGAGGGGAAUCUUCUACAGCACCUAUGAUGAAAAGAUUCAGCCCGGAGCGACGUCUGAGAGACUCCAGACAGACUUUAUGGCCUAUGCGAACGGAGAGAAGUGGGGAUUCCCUGGUCGCAACCAUGGAUUUCUUUUCCAGGUCUUGGGAUCUGCCGCGUUCCCCAGCUUCGCAGAGUGGGACGCAUGUACCAACCCAAUGUGCAAGGCAAUUGCACUGGACAAACUCAAGGAUGACUUAGCACUCGACAGCGUCAAGACUAUGUCUACCCGACUCAAUGCGGAGCUGCUGCAGGACGACACAACCCCGCAUGAAUAUCAGUCAGAGGAGACAUGCCCAGAGUAUGCUUGCGGCUGUCUAGGAUACCGGUCGCCCCUCGAAGUAGCCCACCAGAAGCUUAUUGAAAAUGGUCACGGGAUCCAGGCCAUGUUCGUAGAUUAUCCCGAGGUGGGGGAGAAGAGCAACGUUGUCCAUGUUGCCGCGAGAAUGAACGAAGCCAACCUUCGCCAUUUGCGUGGUGAGGACGAGCCCGGUGCCGACUGGUGGUCCUGCCACUGGCAGCCAGUAACGGCAAUUUCUACAUCCUCACUGCUGGUCAUCUUUUGUUCACUUUACGUCUUUCUGAUGUGUCGCUACCCGGACCACUGGGGCGUCUGGUUCUGGGGUCAGGUGAGGGCCUACAAGGCCCGGGUGGCUGCUAGGAAGGAAGGAGAAGAGAGGGGUCGUGAGGAAGCCCGGGCUUACUUAUAUGGGGAAGCUCAAGGUGCUGGCAACAUGGAUAUGUCAAUGCCUCAGCAGAUUCCACCCGGGAUUGCUCCCAUCGCUGCAUAUGGAAAUCCUCAGGCCGACUAUGCAUAUCCGGCAUAUCCACCGUAUCCCCAACAGCCUCAAGGCAAGUUCCAGAAGUUUGCGGAGACGGAGUGA